CUUCGAGUUCUCGUGCCUUUAAGAAGCUUCUCUGUCAAUGUAUAGCAGAUUCUAACGAUCAAUAUUUUCCUUCGAAACCUAUAAUCACACUACGAGUAAAUUCUCUUCGAGUAAAUAAAAAAAAUCGAGCUUGUGAAGAUGAUUUAUAAGUAUCGAUGAAAUUUAUAUUUUCUAUGCGGCGAACUUUUCUCUAAUAACCUCCAAAAUGUGCGUUCGGCAUCAUGAAUAAGAAUGCAUCUAUCGAUUAUGAGGAACACGCUGUAACCCCUAUCGAUAGUUGAGAAUAUCGCAUGCACGUGACUAUAUAUUAUUCCAUUUUAACGAUUUCAAGUAAAAAUAACAUAUAUUAAGAUGUGACACAACGAUCGAGUUACUUUUGAAAAUGUAAAAACGCAGAACAAUCGAGAUAAGUCAAAUCGAGAAAACUCAUUGUUUUAUCAAGAUGGGAAGCGCAGUUAGUAGUGGACAAAACAAUGACGAAUUGGUAGAUAAUUUAAUGAAAUCUGGUUACAUAAGAACAAAGAAAGUUGAACAGGUAUUCAGAGCCGUUGAUCGUGCUGAUUACUUCUUAACGUCGCAUCGGGAAAGCGCGUACAAGGACCUUGCUUGGAAACAUGGCAAUAUCCAUUUAUCGGCUCCAUGCGUGUACAGCUUGGUGAUAGAAGGUCUUUCCUUGGAGCCUGGAUUGAGUUUUUUGAAUCUUGGAUCAGGAACUGGAUAUCUUAGUACAAUGGCAGGACUAAUACUGAGUCAAUAUGGGACAAAUCAUGGUAUAGAAUUACACGAGGAUUGUUUAAAAUAUGCCUAUGAGCGUUUAGAAGAAUUUAAACAAAAAUCUUUAGCUUUGGAUGAAUUUGACUUCUGCGAGCCUUCAUUUGUACAAGGAAACUGUUUAAGCAUUGUACCUGGCAGACAGUACGAUAGGGUGUAUUGUGGCGCAGCUUGCCCGGAAACCCAUGAGGCACUUAUCAAACAGUACGUUAGAGUUGGAGGAAUCCUAGUGAUGCCUUUCAAAGAUCAUUUACUCAGAAUUCAAAGAGUAGACGAAAAUACUUGGACGCAUCAUACGAUGCUACCCGUAUCUUUUGCUCCUUUAAUCGUGCCUACGUCCGAGGAACAAAAUGUAUUCCAUUUACCGGAAUGCGAUCCAUUAUCUUUACAAGAAUUAUGUCGUGAUAAAAUCAGACAUAGACUGAGGGAAAAUGUCUGGCGACAACAUACGGAAUUGGAGACCAGAAAACCUAUACUGCCGAGACAACAAAGAUCUAGUCUACCUCAACGUACCUUGAAACGUUUUGUAAUACCUAUUUUCGAAGAAUCGGACGAAGCUCUUUUCGACGAAGAUGAGGAAUUUGCAGGAAGAGCUCGUUUAUUGCUCAACGUAGAUACUCAUCCCGGAGAGGCUAUUACAACGACCUUACAAUUGGUAAGAGCCGUCAUACAGCCGCAUCAAGGUGAAAAUAGGCAACAUUGGCAGGAAGCAAAUGACGACGACAGCGAUGGACAAUAUAUUGUCGCUUCCGUUGAUCUGCAUCACGACAAUAGCGAAGAAAGAAAAGAAAACGAUAGCGAGGCGUUACUUACUGAAGCAGGAAGAGCUAAUACCAGUGAAAAUAAUAUCGAUUCGAGCUGCGAUCUAUCGGAAAUGCAAAAUCAAUCCUGUCAGACCAUAGAACACCGUUCGUCUUUGUCAGAAGUAUAUACAAAUAUGAGCGAAAGCGAUAGCGAACCAGAACAAGAGACAUCUUUUACUCAACGUAAGAAAAUAGCGAAGCGCGAAAAAACUGAUAGCGGCAUCGUUGAGGAUGCUAAUUUGACCAACGACGAUGGUAGUUCUAGUUCAAAUACGAGCCAAUCAGAUUCUAAGAAUACCGACGAUUUAAAUUCUAUGGAAGUCGAUUUAUCCGAUAUCACUAUCAAUAAGUCCAUGAAGAAUAUGUACAAGUCUUAUCCCGAUCCUGCGGAAAACAUUCCAAACGAGAAUGUAAUAUUUGGACAUUAUGUAGAUGGCAAUGCUUUUUCGACGUACAUGAAAGAAAAGAUACAUCAAUUACCAUUGCCCUUUUCAUUAAAGUUGUACAUAAACUACAAUCGACAUCUGUAAUAUAUACAUAGGAAAGUGAUUAGACUUAAUCGUUACUCUUUAAUUUAAAUAUUCUAAUAAAUGCAUAACUUCUUAUAUUACGCAGUACUCCAUCGUUUUUCACAGCUGUUCUCCAGCUACAGCAGCUGAACUUCGUAUGUUACUAAAAUAUCUUUGUAAACUAAUUUUACGAAGUGUUACAAGUGAUACUUGGCGGCCAAAAUGUUCUUUUAUUUAAAGUACGUCAACUUUUCAUUUUUUCAUUUUUCUGUUCUGUUGUCAACAUCGUCGAAAAACAAAAAAGGGGGAUAGUUGUUAGAUAUUAAUCUUGUACGGUGAAUUAUUUUCGAGAUUAAUAUAUAUAUACAUAUAUAUAUAUAUAUAUAUAUAUCACUGUAAAUUUUCUCACGAUACUCUACAAUUUUCAUUAUUAAUAUCGUAGAGAAGAUUUCUGCAAGUGAAAAAGCAACGAUCAACGGUGAGAUUGCAUUGUCAUUGAUAUUGUUCUACUGAUCGAAUAUAAUUAAAGUGGCAAAAAUGACUGCCUUAUCGUAUGAGCGUGUAUGCGUCUAUUUACAUGUAUGUACAUAUCUCUUUACCAGAUUAUUAAAGCCCGUUUCAUGUGAGAUUCUUUGACAAAAGAAAAAUCAAAUUCUAUACAAAUUUUCGAAGGGUUGUGAUAAACAUUGAAUUGAAGAAUGCGUAAGGACUUUUUUUUAAUCGACGUAGAUUAAACGACCGACACAUCGUACCACACGCUACUUAGGAUAAGAAAUACACAGAAAUGUACAAAAUGCAAAAUAUAGCGGACGAAGAAUUCAAAUAUACAUAUUUAUCAAACUUCCCGACGAUAAAGUUUAGCCGACAAUGAGUGUUGAAAUCGAAAUAGCAUCUAUUAAUUAAUUUCGUAUGGUAAUGAAAAAUUCAUAAACGAUAAUCAAGAUAAUAAGUUUUUAGUUUAAAGACUAUCAUAGAGUUUCUAAUUAUACAAAUAAAUACUAUUUAGUAAUA
Vespa crabro (European hornet) is the source of this 3094-nucleotide messenger RNA. Its product is annotated as protein-L-isoaspartate O-methyltransferase domain-containing protein 1-like. Gene Ontology annotation, biological process: protein modification process. The transcript is spliced from 5 exons. Gene Ontology annotation, molecular function: protein-L-isoaspartate (D-aspartate) O-methyltransferase activity. Gene Ontology annotation, cellular component: cytoplasm. Bases 443 to 2104 code for a protein of 553 amino acids. NCBI's taxonomy places the organism in Eukaryota, Metazoa, Arthropoda, Insecta, Hymenoptera, Vespidae. The record is from RefSeq and is a predicted model, not a curated record.